Molecule: messenger RNA, 522 nt
Organism: Fundulus heteroclitus (mummichog)
Lineage: Eukaryota; Metazoa; Chordata; Actinopteri; Cyprinodontiformes; Fundulidae
Source: the annotation of a RefSeq genome assembly
AUGAUAUACAUAAUGUAUUUUUUAUUAUUUGGUCUUGUAUUAGGGUUGGCGGCAGUUGCAUCUAAUCCUUCUCCCUACUUCGCAGCAUUAGGUCUAGUUGUAGUAGCAGGUAUUGGCUGUGGCGUAUUAAUUUGACAUGGGGGAAGCUUCUUAUCAUUAAUUUUAUUUCUGAUUUACUUAGGAGGUAUGUUAGUUGUGUUUGCAUACUCAGCCGCUUUGGCGGCUGAGCCCUAUCCGGAGGGGUGAGGGAGCUGGCCAGUAUUAGGGCUCAUGUUGGGAUAUUUAUUAGGGGUGGUAAGUGUAGGAACAUUAUUUAGCAGUAGUAUAUAUGACGAAAGUUGAAUAGUUUGUGAUGAGUUUGGAGAGUUUUAUUUUGUACGAGGGGACAUAGAGGGUGUGGCCACAUUAUACUCGUCAGGAGGUUUUAUAUUAGCGAUAGGUGUUUGAGUUCUUUUAGUAACAUUAUUUGUUGUUCUUGAAUUAACCCGUGGAAUGAGUCGAGGCACGCUUCGUGCGGUUUAA